Daphnia pulex (common water flea) is the source of this 1868-nucleotide messenger RNA. RefSeq names its product trypsin alpha-like. Gene Ontology annotation, molecular function: serine-type endopeptidase activity. The transcript is spliced from 7 exons. The record is from RefSeq and is a predicted model, not a curated record. Bases 696 to 1868 code for a protein of 390 amino acids. NCBI's taxonomy places the organism in Eukaryota, Metazoa, Arthropoda, Branchiopoda, Diplostraca, Daphniidae. Gene Ontology annotation, biological process: proteolysis.
AUUUACAAGGUGUACUAGGUCAUAGUGAAUUAUACUGAAUGUAAUUGAGUGAACGUCUAGCAGGUAAAUAUUAUCGAUAUCAACAAUUGCAAGGUAAAUAAUGCUAUAUACAUGAACUUAGUGACGUAACACAACAAAGAUCUUAUGGUAUAUCUUUUUGUCGACAGAGAUGCAAUCACUUGGUUCAAACGGAGAUUAUGUUUUCUUGAUUGAAGGAUAAGACGAUCACGUACACACUUUCUGACAGGCCCGGGGCAAUAAGUGUACGCAUAUUAGACAUGUGAUGCAACGGUUACGUAAAACUCGAAACAAUUCAGACAAUUUGACAGUCGAAUAAUGGACCAAAUCGACUAUCGAAAUUGUGAUGCAGGAUCUGAUGCCGUGAGCCCGUGACAAGGAAACUGGAUUUUUAAACGGUUAACUGAUCAUUAUCAGACUGUUGCUUAUUUGUUUAUUAACGGGGCAAAAAUCAUAUAAGCUGCAACACAAUUGUGUAGCUCUGAACGAACUUUUGUGGAGUUGGGACUUCGAGACGCUCAAAUACAUCAAUCACGGCCUAUCAGCUUCAUAAAUGACGUCCCACGAGCUAAUAAUGAUUGUUAUAUUUAUAGACGGGAAGACAAAGCCAAACUAUUUGAGGUUCAGGCAACAACUAAAUACGCCUCACAGUGUAUAUAGUUCGUGAGAGCAUAACCAUGAGUAAUUACGUUCUCCUCCUCGCUGUCUUGAUUUGCUCUGCCACGGGCUUUCCGGCGAAUAAUAAUGGGCGCAUCACUGGCGGAGGGCUGGCCUCACCUGGACAAUUCCCUUACGUCGUUUCCGUCACGGAGGAUGGUCGUCAUUUUUGCGGAGGAUUUAUUUACAGCCAGGGAUGGAUCGUAACAACAGCCUCGUGCGUCUCAGGGAAAUCUGCGAGUAAACUGAAAGUGGUCGUUGGCCAGCAGGAACUCACCAUGGUCGAUCCUUACGAGGAAACCAUUUCCGUCUACCAGAUUCACGUCAUCGAUCGGUACAACAGCACCACUAAGGUGAACGACGUCGCCCUUCUUCAGCUGAUGCAGAACAUCAGUUUCAGCUCGCCUGAUCAAGUUUACUUUAUCAAUUACGACGAGAUGGAUGCAACUCAACCGGAGGGAACUACGAUCGGAUGGGGUACCACUCAGGAAGGGGGAUUCGAAUCGACGAAACUUCGCUACGCUUCCAUGAGUAUUUCCAAUGCAAAGACUUGCGGUGAUUACACCGAACAAGAAUUCCAAACUGGAACCAUGAUCUGCGCAGACACCAGCGCUGCCACAACCGACGCCGGUGCUCCGUGUCAGUACGAUGAAGGAUCGCCGAUGAUUCAAACAUUUUAUGGUAAACCCGUUGCUGUGGGGAUCAUGUCGAAAAACCGGGGCUGCUCCGUCGACCUGCCCAGCGUUUACACCCGUCUGUCCGUUUACUACGCCUGGUUUUCGCAGGUGGCCGGCCAUCAACCGGUGGAUAGCCUCACAACAACGUCGGCUGGACCCACUGACCCUAAUACGGGCAGUACCAGUACGACAGCGGCCAUCAGCACAACUUCGGGAGCGAGUACGACAACCGGAAUCAGUAGCACGACAACCGGAAUGAGUAGUACGACGACCGGAAUGAGUAGUACGACGACUGGAGUCAGUAGUACGUCAACGGAAGCCACCACGAUGACGACGGAAGCCAGUACGACGACGGGCCGGCCCACUUUAACUCCGACGCCAACGACUAGGGAGCCUAUUACCUUGCCACCGGAUUUUACUAUUCCGCCCACGACGACAAAGGCCCCCAUUUUCACCCGACCACCUCUUCAGAUUAAAGCCCUUAAAGUUAUUCAACCAUUAGAAAAGUCAAAUUAG